AUGUUUACUUCCCAGGAGCAAGCACGUUUUUGCGCAUGCUGGGUGCGUGAGAUGAUCGAGUUUUUGGGUUUGUCAUGUCAUCCCACCAAGUGCCAGUGGGAGCCGUCGCAGUCAGUGUAUCACUUAGGCAUUACUGUCAAUACGGCAGCUGGUGUGUUUGAGGUGCCUAAGCAAAAGCUCGCAAAAUUGUGGUGGCUGGCGAUCGGGUUGCGGAUCACGGCAAAGAAAAAUCAGCGUCUGGUGCAGGCUAAGUUUUGUAGUUUUGCACAGAGCAUCAAAUUGGCCCUUACUCCAGCUCUCUUAUUUCUCCGCAAUUGUUACGAUGAUGUGAAGCAACCGGUCUGGCAGUGCGGGUGCAGUCGUCUUGUGGGUGCUUUGCUUAGCACUCGGUCGGUCAGUGUGGCGCUGCAAUUGAGGGGUCGUGUGCCCCCGAGGUCUUUCGAGGCGUUUGGCUUCGGGAGUUUCGGUGUGCGCGCCUGUCUGGCAGCUCUGGCCCUCUUGCGGGUCAGCGCGAUGCGCCGUUUGGUGGUUCAGUAUUUCAACCGCUAG
Molecule: messenger RNA, 549 nt
Organism: Volvox carteri f. nagariensis
Lineage: Eukaryota; Viridiplantae; Chlorophyta; Chlorophyceae; Chlamydomonadales; Volvocaceae
Exons: 3
Coding region: 1-549 (182 amino acids)
Source: RefSeq, a predicted model, not a curated record